Messenger RNA from Aureococcus anophagefferens, 6369 nucleotides. RefSeq lists its product as hypothetical. The transcript is spliced from 6 exons. The record is from RefSeq and is a predicted model, not a curated record. NCBI's taxonomy places the organism in Eukaryota, Pelagophyceae, Pelagomonadales, Pelagomonadaceae. Gene Ontology annotation, cellular component: cytoplasm. The coding region runs from base 1 to 6369 and encodes 2122 amino acids. Gene Ontology annotation, biological process: tubulin complex assembly; post-chaperonin tubulin folding pathway.
AUGGACGACGCGACGAAGCGGGGCUACGGCAUGAUGAUGCUGGAGCAGGGGCUGCCCAAGUCCCACUUCUACGCGUCGGCCAUCGCGCGCCUGAAGCGGGACGUGGCGCGCGACGUCGGCCCGCCGGUGAAGCCCCACCUGCCCUUCGGCGUCCUCGGCAGCGGCCGCGACCGCGUGCCCUCGACGGACCUCGCGGCCAUCACGGCGAAGCUCGACCGGCUCCACGCGAACCUCGAGGCCUUCCGCGGCGAGCGGGCCGCCGAUUUGGAGCCGCGCGGCGACGGCCGGGACCCCGCGACCGUCGCGCUCUACGAGCGGCUCCUGGGCUGCCUCGACGGGCCCCAGGGCCUGGGCGGGCGCUUCGAGAGCCUCCGGGGCGAGCUCGCGAAGGACCGCGCGGCGACGGACGCGGCGACGGCGGCGAUGGACGGCUUCGCCGCGGAGACGCGCGCCUCUCUCAAAACCGUCGCCGAGCGGGCGUCCAGGGUCGAGGCGGACGUCGGCGCGCUACGAACGUCCGUGGCGGCGACGACCACGGACGUGGCGUUAUUGACGCCCAAGGUCGACGCCGUCCUGGCCAAGGUCGAGCGCAUGGACGACGACUUCAGGAAGCGCUUCGACGCCGUCGAGGCGGCCGCGGCCGCGGAUCCCCGGGCGCCCGCCGGCGACGUGCAGUCGCAGCUCGACGCCCUGGCCGCCGAGGUCGCCGGGCUCAAGGGCACGCUCGAGGGCGUCGCGCUGUCGCCGUCUGCCGGGCGCCGGUCCGCGCGAAACGCCGAGGCCGCGGUGAACAGCGUCGAGGCGGGCUUCGAGGCGCUCCUCGCGCGCCUCGGCCCCGACGACGGCCUGCGCGUCCCCGUCGACGACCUCCACGCGUCCUUCGAGGCCCUGCGGCGGUCGCUCUUCGUCGACGGCCCGGACUCGCCGCCCGUCGCGAGCGACGCGCUCCGCGGCGACGUCGCGUCGCUCCACGACUCCAUGCGGGACCUGUCGGCGUCGCUGGCGCGGGCGAGUUCGGCGAGCGAGACGCUGAGUGCGCUGCAGGCGCUCCACGACGAGUUCCGGACGGACCGGCGGCGGCGGGACGCGGACCGGGACGAGGUCCGCGCGUCGCUCGCGGAUUUAAGGCGGUCCCUCGACGCGACGCCGCCGCCGAAGCAGCGGCCGCCGCGCCUCGAGCCCACGGGCCACGUCGCCGCCCUCGCCGCGGACCUCGAGGCGCGCGCGAACCGGACCUUCGCGGAGGAGGAGGGGCCGGAGACGCCGCGGUCGCCCGCGGGCGACGACUUCGUCGCGCCGCCGAAGCGGAGCGUCGCGUCGCCGACGCAGCCGCCGCCGUCGGCGCGCCGGUCCAAGGUCGGCGCCUUCGUGGCGUCCUUCGCCGGCGCGUCCGCGGCGUCGAGCGCGGCGACGGAGAGCCGGAACCACGACUCGCCGCGGCCGGACGGCGCGUCGUCGCGCCUCUCGGACUUCCUGGCGUCGUUCCCCGACGCCGCGACGCCGGCCGCGUCGCUCGAGGUCGCCGACGACGGCGUGGCGGCGGCGGCGGACGCUGGAAGGGUCGCGGCCGAGCGCGUCGAGGCGGAGCGCUUGGAAGCCGAGCGCGUCGAGGCCGAGCGCGUCGAAGCCGAGCGCGUCGAGGCCGAGCGCGUCGAGGCCGCGCGCGUCGAGGCCGCGCGCGUCGAGGCCGAGCGCGUCGAGGCCGAGCGCUUGGAAGCCGAGCGCGUCGAGGCCGAGCGCGUCGAGGCCGAGCGCGUGGAAGCCGAGCGCGUCGAGGCGGAGGCCGCCGCCAAGGCGGAGACCGAGCGCGUCGAGGCCGCGCGCGUCGAGGCCGAGCGCGUCGAAGCCGAGCGCCUCGAAACCGAGCGCCUCGAGGCCGAUUGCCUUGAAACCGCACGCCUCGAAGCCGAGCGCGUCGAGGCCGAGCGGAUCGAGGCCGAGGCAGCCGCAAAGGCAGAGGCCGAGCGUCUGGAAGCGGAGGCCGAGGCCGCCGCGGAGAAGGCGGAGGCCGAGCGCCUCGAAGCCGCGGCCGCUGCAGAGGCCAAGGCUGCGGAGGAGGCCAAGGCCGAGGCCGAGCGCCUGGAAGCGGAGGCAAAGGCCACCGCGGACGCGAAGGCGGAAGCCGAGCGCCUCGAAGCCGCGGCCGCUGAGGAGGCCAAGGCUGCGGAGGAGGCCAAGGCCGAGGCCGAGCGCCUGGAAGCGGAGGCCAAGACCGCCGCGGACGCGAAGGCGGAAGCCGAGCGCCUCGAAGCCGUGGCCGCUGAGGAGGCCAAGGCCGCGGAGGAGGCCAAGGCCGAGGCCGAGCGCCUGGAAGCGGAGGCCAAGGCCGCCGCGGACGCGAAGGCGGAAGCCGAGCGCCUCGAAGCCGCGGCCGCUGCAGAGGCCAAGGCUGCGGAGGAGGCCAAGGCCGAGGCCGAGCGCCUGGAAGCGGAGGCCAAGGCCGCCGCGGACGCGAAGGCGGAAGCCGAGCGCCUCGAAGCCGCGGCCGCUGCGGAGGCCAAGGCUGCUGCGGAGGCCAAGGCCGCUGAGGAGGCCAAGGCUGCCGAGGAGGCCGAGGCCGCGCGCCUGGAAGCGGAGGCCAAGGCCGCCGCGGACGCGAAGGCGGAAGCCGAGCGCCUCGAAGCCGCGGCCGCUGCGGAGGCCAAGGCCGUUGAGGAGGCCGAGGCCGCGCGCCUGGAAGCGGAGGCCAAGGCCGCCGCGGACGCGAAGGCCGCCGCGGAGGCCGAGGCCGCGGCUAAGGCCGAGGCCGCCGCGACCGCCGAGGCCGCGCGCCUCGCAGCGGAAACCGACGCCGCCGCCGCGGCCGGGGCGGCGUCCGCGGCCCGGGCGGCGCUCGACGCGGCGCAGCACGAGCGGGACCUCGCGGAGCUCGCGGAAAACCACGAGGCGUCGCUCGCCGCCGCCGCCGCCGCCGCGGACGACGAGGACGAGGACGCCCUCGAGGCGCCGGACGUCGUGAGCUCCGUGGACUUUGCCGCCGCGGUCUUCGACCGGCGGCCUUCGUCCGCGGCGACCGAUAAAGGCAUCGCGUCGGUGGACGUGGUCAACGUCGCGAGCCUCGAAGCGACCAAGAGCGACGAGACGGACUUCGGCGGCGCCAUCCGCGCCGCGGCGGCGAGCCGCGCGAAGCGGGCGACGCCCCUCUGGAUGCGGGACACGCCCAAAAAAGACGAGUCGCCGAGCGGGAGCUCGACGGCGGGAGCGCCGGACUGGAUGCGCGACAGCCCCGCGGGCGGCGCGGCGCCGGCGCCCUGGGCCGACGGCGCCGACGGCUCGUCGGCGUCGGAGCCGCCAAACGACAAGGACUCGUCCGCGUCGGGGCCCAGCGCGGACGGCGGCGGCAGCCUGCUCUCGGACUCGCGCGGCGCGGACGGCGACGGGCCCGAGGAGGUGCCCAGCGAGGUCGACAGCAAGCUCAGCGACUUCGACGACGACGACCUCGCGGGCCUCGGGCUCCAGACCGACUCCUCGGACGGCGGCGACGGGGGCGCGGCGCCUCGCCGGCGCCGCGCCGGCGGCCUCGCGCGCGCGCUCGUCGUCACGAUCCUCGCGCAGGCGGCCGUGACGUCGCGCGCGCGCCCGAUCCCGCCGCCGCGCGUCGUCGACCGCUACGGCCGCACCUGGGACACGAUCUGGGAUCCGCAGAGCCAGCGGCCCUACUACGUCGACGCCGCGAGCGGCCAGACGGCCUGGGCCCUCGAGGCGCCGCCGCAGAAGGCGCCCGAGCCCGAGCCGCCGGCGCCCGAGCCGGCGCCCGAGCCCGAGCCCGAGCCCGAGGUCGCCGAGGCGCCCGCGCCGAAGAAGAAGACGGACUGGCGCGGCGCGGAGCGCGCGGCGGCGCCGAAGACGUCCAUCGACGCGGCGCCGUCGGACGAGAAGGCCGUCGCGCCGGCGAAGAAGCGGUCGCUGCUCGCGCGGCUCUUGGGCAAGGGCCGGGCGGAGACGCCCCUCGCGCCGGCGAACGCGACGGAGGCGGCGAAGCCGAAGCGGUCCUGGUUUGGGUGGCUCGCGCGCCGGCUCUGGCCCGAGUCCAAGCCCGCGCCCGCGCCCGCGCCCAAGUCGGGCGACUUGGCUCCCGCGCCGAAGUCGGGCGGCUUCUUCGGCUUCUUCGCCAAGGCGCCGGAGACGCAGGACAAGGCGGAGGCGAAGCCGAAAAAGGAGAAGAAGCCGGAGAAGAAGCCGGCGAAGGAGAAGCGGCCCAAAGCGGCCGAAGCCGCGCGGCCGCCCGAGGCCGACGCGGCGCCGCCGCCCGCGGCGAAGCCCCCGCCGAAGAAGCGCAAGGGCCCGACGGCGCUCAAGCAGGGCGGCGGCGCGAAGAAGGGCGACGACGCGCUGGCCGCCGCCGUCAAGGCCGCGGAGCAGGCCGCGGCCGCCGCGGAGCGCCGGGCCGACGCGCGCGAGGAGGCCUUGGCGGCGCUCGAGAAGAAGCACGAGGCCGAGCUCGAGGAGGCGUCGGAGGACGCGGCGGCGGAGCUCGCGUCGUUGCGGACGACCUACGCCGACGCCGCCGACGAGCUCGACGCCGCCAGGGCGCGGCUCGCGGACGCGGCGGAGGAAUCCGAGGCGCGCCUCGCGUCGUCCGUCGCCGAGGCCAAGGCGCUCGCGCUGGCCGAGGCCGAGGCGGCGCUGUCCGCCGCGUCCGCCGCGCGCACGGCGAAGCUCGAGGGCGCCGUCGCCACGCUCCGCCGCGUCCUCGUCGGCACGCUCACGGUCGCGGGCGGCGCCGUCGCCGUCGCCGCCGCGCUCGCGCUGCGGCCGAACAACUCCUCGGACCAACCCCCGGGGGCGCUGCAGACGCAGCGGCGGCAGUCGGCCUGCGUCUGCGUCCAGUCCUCCGUGCAGCUCCGGUGGAUCUUGACGCCGUGGAACGCGGGGCCGCAGACGAGGACCACGUCCGCGUCGAGGGCGAAGAGGCAGAUGGGGCACUCGUCGACGUCGUCCUCGAGCCGCGGCGCGCCGCCGUCGUCGGCGGGCGCGUCGACGACGCGGCGGCGCCGCUUCGUCGCGAACGCCUCCGCGUGCAUCGCGUCGAGCGCCGCCGCGGCCUUGAGCUGCGCGUCGAUGGUCGGCUGGCCCGUGGCGGCCAUGGACGGGCGGCAGAUGGGCCGCUUCUUCGCGUUCGGGAGCCGCGGCUCGCCGGCGGCGUCGACGUCGCCCGCGUCCGGCGGCGCGUCGGGCGGCGCGGGCGGCGCCGACGCGGCGGGCAGGGAGCGGCCGGGGCAGCUGCGGUUGCCGCGGCGCGUCGGGACCACGGCGGGCGCCGCGGGCUUCUUCGCCGGCGGCUUCUUCGCCGGCGGCGGCGGCGGCGGCGGCGGCGGCCGCGCCUUCUUCUUCUUCUGCGCCGGCGCGGCGCCGUUGCCCGCGAACUUGCAGGACUUGCCGUGCUGCACGGCCGCGGGCGCGUGCGCGAAGUGCGGCACGACGACGCUGAGCGCCUGGUUCGCCCAGCACCCGCGGGUCCUCGCGCCCCGCGUCAAGGAGCCCUUCUUCUUCGGCAAGACGGAAACGGCCCAGCGGCGCGACAUGCCGGACUACUUCCGCGACCUCCGCCUCGAGUCGUGGUGGAACGACUCGUCGCGCGCGACCUUCGACGGUACGGCGUCCUACCUCGUCGACAAGGACCCGCACACGCUCUCUAGCCUCCGCGCCGCGAACCCCGCGAUCAAGCUCGUCGUCGUCUUCCGCGAGCCCGUCACAGGGCAGGAAAAGAGUGCGAAAUUCCCAACUUCAAAGGCUCCUCUCUCGGCCGUUUUCCACUCGCCCGUCACGCGCGCGGUCAGCUACCUCCAGCACGCGGCCGCGAACGUGCUCAAGCGCGAGCGCCACGGCCGCGCGCCGGACGCCAAGUACCCGACGUGCCUCCUGGGGGGGUCCCUCGAUGUUUGUGCUCAAAACGGCGCCCUGGCGGCGCACCUCGAGAGGUACGGCGCCGCGGCGCGGCGCGCGCUCGCCGUCUUCGACCGGCGCCAGUUCUACUUCGCGACCAUGGAGGCGCUCAUCGCGGCGCCGGCCGCGGUCUUCGGCGACAUGCUCGGCUUCCUCGGGCUGGAGGAAGCGCCGCUCGACUUCGGCCAGUACGGCCACAGCCACUCGUCGGACCGGCCCUACAACAUGUCCGCGCGCGCCUACCGCGACCUCGUCCACGUCGCCAGCCGCGACGCCGACGACCUCGACGGCGCGACGGGCGACGCGGCGUUCACGGCGGGCUGGCGCGACCUCUGGCGCGCGCAGCGCGCGCAGUGCGACUCGCCGGCCUUCGGCCGCGCGGGCGAGUGCUACGUCUACAUGAACGUCGCGACGACGCUGUCGCGGACCGCGCUCCUCGACAUGAUGACGGCGCGACACGUCCAGCUGCGCGUGGCGCGAUAA